This is a messenger RNA of Eurytemora carolleeae, 1076 nucleotides long. RefSeq lists its product as uncharacterized. The transcript has 5 exons. The coding region runs from base 1 to 1062 and encodes 353 amino acids. The record is from RefSeq and is a predicted model, not a curated record. Lineage: Eukaryota; Metazoa; Arthropoda; Copepoda; Calanoida; Temoridae.
AUGUUAUCAUUUGAGAGGAGGUUUGGUUUACCUGGAACUGCAGGGGUUGAGAAACUGUGUAAACCUGCCGACCCUGCCUUGCCUGACGUAUAUAGUCCAACUGUACUAGAGUUCUUGAAUGGCACGACAAGAGGAGUUCGGUCCUGUGAGGAGUUAUCUGAUAGCCAUCAGUAUGAGCGCGUAGAUGUGAGGAGUGUAGGCACACAGACUGUGAUGGAGUUGUCCCCUACCAUGGGAAUGGAGAAGUUGAAAAUGGAAAUGGAGGACAGUGACGAGUUGAAUAGAAUUUACGAGGAGAUCGAGGAAUUGGUUAAAGCUCGCCGGAACGAAGGGAGAGCGGAAGAUGUGGUGGAGAUGUUAAAACACGCCUUCAGCUUGCUUGAUCAGCUGGAUGGUGGCCGGCCCGACAGCGGGUUUGCAGAGCAGCUUGAACGUUCCGGAGCGUUUACUCCUGUUGAGGGUGGAAUGUCUGCUGAUCUGUAUGUUAUUGCAGAUCCUAAUCUUGAGACCCCACCCCAGUAUUAUAAUAUCCCUGGAAGGGAAGAGGUUGGUUUAAGUGAGAGAGUAGGUGAAGAAGGACUUCAAGAUGAUACGAAUAUGCAUUUCGAGUAUUUUGAAAAUUCAUUGCAAGGAUCGCCUGUUGUGAACGCUGAAAAGUCCGGUGCAAUUGAUGAAUGUGCAGGAGGAGGAGUACUAAGCGCCCUAGAGUGUGCGGAAAAUGGAGCUGUAAUCGAGCCUGGAAAUUCAUUGCAGGGAGCAUAUGUCGUGAAAGCUGAAAAUUCCGGUGUAACCGAUGAAUGUGUAGGAAUAGGAAAGUCCGUAAGCGCCGGAGAGUGUGCGGAGAAUGGGGCUGUAACCGAGACUGGAGAUUAUUCGAAAGACGACAUUUAUUUCGACAUGGAGAGCCCUAGAGUUGAGGCCAACGUGUUGGAGUCGGUUACUGAGUCUGCUUGUAAAGAGAGACGUCAAGGGAGUCAACGGGUUCGACGCACGGAGGUUGAGCGCUUAGGCGGCAUGAUUGUUGAUCCGACUCUAUGGUCCCGCACCGUGCGCAAGCCGUAGUUUAACUAUGGUUA